AUGGACGGAAAGCGGCAUCCAAGCUCUUUCCAACAGCUCGAGAAGCUCGGCGAGGGAACCUAUGCGACAGUCUUCAAAGGUCGUAACAGACAAACCGGCGAGCUGGUUGCGCUAAAAGAGAUUCACCUUGACUCCGAGGAAGGCACUCCUUCUACCGCCAUCCGAGAGAUAUCCCUUAUGAAGGAGCUCAAACACGAGAACAUUGUCGCCCUCCACGAUGUUAUUCACACCGAGAACAAACUCAUGCUCGUUUUCGAGUUUUUAGAUGGCGAUCUGAAGAAGUACAUGGACACGAAUGGCGACAGGGGUGCUCUGAAACCAGCACAGAUCAAAUCCUUCAUGUAUCAGCUGCUUCGAGGCAUCGACUUUUGCCAUCAAAAUAGGGUUUUGCAUCGCGAUCUCAAGCCACAGAACUUGCUUAUCAACAGCAAGGGCCAGCUGAAGCUUGGUGAUUUUGGCUUGGCUCGAGCUUUCGGCAUUCCAGUGAACACCUUUUCGAACGAGGUUGUCACCCUGUGGUACAGGGCACCCGAUGUUCUCCUCGGCAGUCGUACCUACAACACAAGUAUAGACAUAUGGUCAGCAGGUUGUAUCAUGGCGGAGAUGUACACUGGUCGGCCACUAUUCCCUGGCACCACGAACGAAGAUCAACUCACAAGGAUCUUCCGCAUCAUGGGAACGCCGACAGAACGGACCUGGACCGGAAUCACCCAGCUUCCUGAGUACAAGCCAACGUUUAGUCUAUACGCCACACAAGACCUUCGCCAGAUCCUUCCACAAAUUGACCCUACUGGUAUCGAUCUCCUUCAACGCAUGCUGCAGCUGCGCCCAGAGUUGCGCGUCAGUGCAAACGAGGCACUCAAGCACCCCUGGUUUAAUGACAUUAUUAUGCAGCAGCACCAGCAGCAGCAAGCUCUACAAGCCCAGGCUCGAGCUUAUACCCCUGCGCAGGGCUCUUACGAGGGCUACUAG
This is a messenger RNA of Verticillium nonalfalfae, 972 nucleotides long. It is a transcript of the gene PHO85, whose product is annotated as negative regulator of the PHO system. The transcript is spliced from 2 exons. Gene Ontology annotation, cellular component: cytoplasm; nucleus. The coding region runs from base 1 to 972 and encodes 323 amino acids. Gene Ontology annotation, molecular function: ATP binding; cyclin-dependent protein serine/threonine kinase activity. The record is from RefSeq and is a predicted model, not a curated record. Gene Ontology annotation, biological process: protein phosphorylation. Lineage: Eukaryota; Fungi; Ascomycota; Sordariomycetes; Glomerellales; Plectosphaerellaceae.